Messenger RNA from Dermacentor andersoni, 4538 nucleotides. Its product is annotated as glutamate receptor ionotropic, kainate 3-like. The record is from RefSeq and is a predicted model, not a curated record. Lineage: Eukaryota; Metazoa; Arthropoda; Arachnida; Ixodida; Ixodidae. Gene Ontology annotation, molecular function: ligand-gated monoatomic ion channel activity. Gene Ontology annotation, cellular component: membrane.
AGCCGGCGGUCUGCGCUCGCGCUCGGUUCCUUGAUCUCCACGGUGCUCGUGCAGAGAGUAUGUCUCAUUGCGAAAAGUGGCAGCGUGUUUUUUAGGAUCACGAAAAAGCCAGCUCGCGCUCUGACAACGUCGACUGAACUUUUAUCGCCUAAACUUUUAUGCUGUGAUCCCGCUCUGAAGUUGUUGGAGUUGAGUCUUUGUCAGAUAACCGAGAACUGUUGGAUAUAGACAGUUGGCGCUAUGUUGUACUUCCGCAGUGACAUGUUGUACCAUACCAAGCUUCGUACCACGUGAAGUGUGACCUUGAAGUGGCAUUUGGGUUCCCUCGUGUACACUGAUUUGUGAAAGCUCUGAGCCGCAUGCAUUCAUGGAUCCUCCAACGAUUUUGGAUCUUGUGGCCAGCGUCCGGUACUUCUAUGUGUGACAUCGGAGUGUUCGCUCGAAAUGAAGAUGAGUGUUUUUCGUCUGUACGAACGACAAUUUUGUGAGCACAAUGCACUUCUGAAAGGUCUUUCGUAGUAAUUCGCUCGUAGGUACUCGUAGGUACUGAGACUAAGGAGCAAUUUUCUGGCUUUCAUAAGCAGUUGCAGGUUCACCUGAAGUUGCCAUUUUAAGAUACCGGCGAGAUACAAUCAAGUAGAUGAGCUUCGAAGUACGGAUCAGUACUUUACACUCGUUGCUCUAUAAAAAAGGAAACAUGCAUGACUUGACGGAUUGGUAACAUCCUGUAAAUUGCCUAGAAAUGCAGAAACUCGGCCGCACGUUAUUCGGGCACGUAUUCGUAUGCUCGCUUUGAAAUUUACGCGCAGUUGUCUUGUAAUAGCACCAAAACAAACCUAAAUUUCCCCAUUUCUACCGCAUGACUAUUUCCGUAACGAAGGUUGAAAAACUGCAUGCGCCUUUGAAAGUGCUAGUAGUUAUCAUGAGUGAUUUGUAAAUCCUUCGUGAAAUCGGCUAUUUCCAAGAGAAAAUAGCGUGAAACGCUGGUGAGAGCGUUCAGGCGCUCCGAGAAGUGAGUUGGUUAUUCCAGCAUAUAGGACUUGUAAGCAAUAGAGCAAGAAUAAUUUUAAGCCAGUUUUUCGCGAAAACUUCGAGUAAUUACAAGUGACUGUUUCUGCAGAGCCGCUAUUACGUAUAGUAAAGAGGAAUGCUAGUGUUCGCUACUAUCUCUUCUUUAGCUCUAAACUGCGUGCACAGGCCUAAACAAACACUACGGAAGCGCAGGAAGGGGAAACUAUUCAUGUAGGUUUAUUUAAAGGUGCUGAUUUUACAAGGUCUCCAAGCUUGCAUUUCCCAUCUUAUCAUUUCUUUUAAGCGAAUAGAUAAAUGUACGGCCUGUGAAAGAUAUCAAUAUUCAUAGUCAGAGCAUGAGUUAAAAAGUAGCCUGGAGAAACCUUGGAUUGCGGCAUCACCCGCCAAACAUGGCCAGGGACCUAUGGAGCAACAUCUUCGAAGCGGGCUGGAAAUUCUGGCGUGGAACCCUCUUCGCUCUCUUCAUCGCAGUCAAUGCAGCGCCGCUACUUUGGCAGUGCGACGUUGGUGCAGCGCUACCGGACGUCAUUCGCAUUGGUGUCGUGUACGACCAUGCCUGGUCGUCGGAGGAGGCUAAGCUACUUUCGCAAGCACUGGAUAGGGCGAAUAUAAACGCAAGCGACGCUGGAGAAGACCUGCCCAAACAUGGAGAAAGUGGCACUCAGGCAGCGAACGCGCGGCCAAGGACCCCCCACCUGAGCCUGGCAGCCGUGAGACUAGAGCCGGAGGACCUCUUCCGAUCUUCAAAGAAAGUGUGCGGACUCCUGGAGCAAGGCGUCCUAGCAGUGCUGGGUCCACGGCAACCGGAAACAGCGCUGCUAGUGCGUAAUGCGUGUUCAAGGCAUCAAGUGCCACACGUCUACCUGCACCGACAGGAGAGUGAAAAGAGUGCCUUGUCUCUGGAUACGCUGUCCUUGACUGUGACACCAUCGCCUGAGGAGCUUGGCCGGGCACUGAGUGACCUCGUCGAAGCGCAAGGCUGGAAGCACUUCACUGUAAUUUAUGAGAAACCAGAAGCUCUAGUGCGGCUGCGUGGCCUUCUGCAGCUGCACAGGCCUGGCAACCAGGCUCCGACGGUCUCAUUACGGCCCCUUCAUGACAAGGCGGACCCUCGGUCGGUUCUGCGGGAACUCGCAAAGGCGGGGGAGAAUAACAUCGUUCUUGACCUGACCACCCAGAGGCUUGCGGAUGUACUCCGACAUGCCCAGAAAGUUGGAAUAAUCAACGAGUACCAUAACUUCAUCGUUACAACUUUGGAUUUGCACACGGUCGACCUGUCGGAUUUCCAGAACUCGGGGACGAACCUCAGCGGUUUUGUGCUGGUAAAGAAACAACUGUGGGAGCACGACAUUGCAGCAGUGCGAGAUGCUUAUGCUCGCAGCGGUGUCCAUUCGAUGUUCAUCGGACAAAGCGCCUCCAGGAAGCCUAUACGGACAGACGCAGCUCUGACUCAAGACGCUCUGGACCUCCUAAUUCGAGCCGUCCAGAGGCUGGCUACGGAACGCACGCUUGCUCGGCCACCCAGCGUACGCUGCCCGGGGCAGCAAGCAUCAAGACCAAGGCCGCAGUCGCAAGCAUUUGUCGACGCAGUUAAACAGACGCGUAUUUCUGGACUCACCGGGACCAUCCACAUGGACUCAAUGGGACGCCGACAAAAUCUUUCUCUGCACGUCGUGCAGAUGAAAAGAGCGGGACUGGCAUCGGUAGGAACGUGGAGUGCGUCUUCCGGACUCACCAUGACCCAGACGGAGAAGAUGUUUCAGCAAGAAAUCUUGAGCGCCCUGAAAAACAAAACCUUCAGGAUUACUACGAUAUUGAAUGCACCUUAUAUUAUGGACAAGGCGCCGGCACGAAAACUGGUUGGCAAUGAUCGCUUCGAAGGCUUCUGCGUGGAUUUGCUCCGUGAAAUGGCCCGGCUACUGGGCUUUCACUACCAGUUGCAGCUGGUGAGGGAUGGUGCUUACGGUAGUCGGGACUCCCGCGGUCACUGGAAUGGCAUGGUGCGCGAGCUGCUCGACAUGGAGGCUGAUCUGGCUAUUGGAGACCUUACCAUCACGUACGCGCGCGAAGCGGUCGUGGACUUUACCACGCCUUUCAUGACUCUCGGAGUGGGCAUUCUCUACAGGAAACCCCAGCCGGAACAUUCCCUGCUCUUCUUCCUGUCUCCGCUCUCCACGGACGUGUGGUUGUGCGUGGCGGCGGCGUACGUCGUGGUCAGCCUGUUACUCUGCUGCGUGGCGCGCGUUGGAAGAGCGCGGUGGAACAGUGGCCACGCUUCCGCGGAGCGUUGCUGCUGGUCUUGUCAGAGAAGCCCGAGUCGGGGCGGCGUCGGAUGUGUUGGUGGAAGUGGGUACGGCAGUGCGGGACUCGACGUGAUUAUGGCAGGACGAGCCGACGACUUGCGGGUGCACCACAGCGAGAGGAUAUUUAGUGGUGAGAAAAAGCGCGGCGAAGUGCGGCCGACCGAGGCGCAGUUCACGCUGCUCAACAGCUUGUGGUUCACGAUGAGUGCCAUCAUGCGACAAGGAUGCGACACCUCGCCGAGGUCGGCGUCGACACGCAUUAUUGCUGCUGCCUGGUGGCUGUUCUCGUUCGUGCUCGUAUCGUCAUACACGGCUAAUUUGGCAUCGUUCCUGACUCGAGAGCGACUACGGUCGCCUAUAGAAGGUGCCGAGGACUUGGCGAAGCAGACCGAGAUUCAUUACGGCUGCGUCCGGUCUGGAUCCACGGAGGCCUUCUUUAAGGAUUCUAAACACGAGACAUACGAGAGGAUGUGGAAUGCCAUGAACGAUGACCUGGUGUCGUCCAACGCCGAAGGCGUUGAGCGGGUAGAGCGUGGUGGCUACGCUUUUCUCAUGGAAUCCACCAGCAUAGACUACGUGGUUCAGCGUCGGUGCCAACUCACGCAGGUCGGAGGGCUGCUGGAUUCAAAGGGAUACGGCAUUGCAAUGCCUCAAGGGUCCCCAUACCGCAGCGUGCUGUCGUCUGCAAUACUGCGGCUCCAAGAGAGCGGCACCCUACAGAUCCUCAAGGACCGCUGGUGGAAGGUCAGGGAUCCAGUGAGGCAGUGUCCUGACGACGCGGCCGCGUCGAGGCCCGACGCCGCGAGCGAGCUGGGUUUGCCCAAAGUGGGCGGCGUGUUCGUCGUCCUCCUGGCGGGACUGGGCCUCGCCUGCCUCAUCGCCUUCGCCGAGUUCUUCUUCAAAGCACGUUCGUCACGCAAGCGACGGCACACCACAUCGACGAGUGGCCCAUCAUCGGGACGACCGGUGGACAUCACCGACAAAUAUCUUCUCUAAGAAGCCUCACAAAGCGGAUGAACAACUUGUUCGUGCCAAAGUUUGAAGCAUCCAUGGCGCCAUAAACUGUUACUAGUGGAGCUCAAGUAUCCUGUCAUGUGUCGAAUACUGCCAGCGGCGAGUGUCUACUACUAAAUUUUACAGAACAUUUCACAAAAAUCUGAGUACAAAAUACGUUUAAUAAAUUUUUAGGCACCUUAAACCCUU